CUAUUACAUUUUAUUUUUAACCGAUAUUAUAGCACCGCAUCUUUUGGACAGACGUUUCAUUUAUAAACCGUUCUUUCGACUGCAUUGGCCGGUAGUGUACGUUUAUUGAUUCGCGUCACCCUGUUUUACCGUUAGUCAUACCCUAAGGCUACAACUUUUUGUCAACGGUGCAGUCAUUUAAUUUUCCGGCGGCCUCUGAGCCUCGCCCUCCACCAGUUACGGUAGAGCAGGCUACACUGGCCGCUGAUUGGCGGCGGCGGCGGCUGCCGGCCGGUAGAAUGACUCAGUAGGCGGGAACCUAAAGCAGCUUUCUCCACGCUGCCGGUAUCCCUGCCAGUCGCGUCCGCAGCUUUUGCAAGUGAGGUGCCCCGACUCCUGAACAAACUCGCUAAACCAAGAUGGCCGCCCCGACCAGCCCGACCCUGAAGGACCUGCCCAAGGUGGCGCCGAACGUCAAGUCCGAACUGGAGGGCUUCACCCCGGACAAGCUGAAGCACACUGAGACCCAGGAGAAGGUGGUGCUCCCCACCAAGGAGGAUGUCGAACAGGAGAAACAGCACAACGCGCUGCUCGAGGGCGUCGAAAAGUUCGAUGCCGAGAGGCUUAAGAAGACCGAGACACAAGAGAAGAACCGACUGCCCUCGCCUGACGACGUCCAGCAGGAGAGGACCCACCAGGACCUGCUCUCCGGAGUGGAGCACUUUGACAAGCACUCGAUGAAGGCGGUGACGCUGGCGGAGAAAACCCACCUCCCCAGCACAGAAGAGAUCCAGCAGGAGAAAACUCUGCAGAGCCACCUGGACGGCAUUGAGAACUUCGACGCCAACAAGCUCAAGCACGCCGACACCGUGGAGAAAAACCCCCUGCCAACCGCCGACGAUAUCAAGUCAGAGAAGGCAGCGUAAGGCGCCUCCCGUGCUUCCUUGCCAUUAGUGUGGGGUCGACUGUUUCGGCGCCGCGCCGCCAGGGGCGCCAGUGUGGCGCCAGAGCUCCAAAGCUGAACCACUGUGAAUACCGCCCGACCGAAGGGCACCGCGCGACGCGUCUUUUGUAACACACCACUGUCUUAGUUAACGGGCUGUCUCUCGCGGCAGAGGCUUGGCGUGUGAUGGUUUGCUGGGUCGGCCGCGGGCCGAGCGAAAAUCAAACGCGACUUUUAGCACUGCGCGAUAGCGAAACACUAGGUUGUAUUGUCGCAAGUUUCCUAUAUGUAUCUUUGUAUAAGUUACUGUAAGUGUUUCGGACUUCAGAAGAAGCGGAGAACUAUGAAAUAAAUUUUGUAUGAAAUGCAAA
Molecule: messenger RNA, 1293 nt
Organism: Amphibalanus amphitrite
Lineage: Eukaryota; Metazoa; Arthropoda; Thecostraca; Balanomorpha; Balanidae
Product: thymosin beta-like
Exons: 6
Coding region: 399-905 (168 amino acids)
Biological process (GO): actin filament organization
Cellular component (GO): cytosol
Molecular function (GO): actin monomer binding
Source: RefSeq, a predicted model, not a curated record